GUGAUCUUUUGACGUUUCCAAGGAAGCAUGAAGAGAGACGUCCCAACAGAUUUCUCUGACUUGGCAUAUACAAGCAGCUGUCGUUUAAAGAACAACUUGGCGUAACUCCUUCUUUGACUGGCUAAGUAAAAGUUGCCACAGAAUGUAUCAUUUAGAAGACUUGGGAAUAUUCCUCUACGUGUUUCUACUGUCAGCCUGCUACUAUUUGUGGCGAAGAUGGAAGAGAAACAACUAUUUAAGCGCUGCCGAUCUUGCAGGAAAAUAUGUGCUCAUUACAGGCUGUGACUCUGGCUUUGGACAUUUGGCAGCUAAGACAUUGGCUAAAAAAGGAUUCCAGGUGAUUGCCACCUGCCUGACAGAAAGAGGAGCUACUGACCUCAAAGCGGCUGGUUCCAAGAGGCUCCAGACAUUAUUACUGAAUGUGACUGAUGUAAAUAAUGUCAGAUUGGUGGCAGAAAGUGUUAAAAAAGAAGUAGGAGAGAAAGGUCUGUGGGGCCUGAUCAAUAAUUCAGGGAUAAUGGGACCAUCAGCACCAACUGACUGGCUGAACAUUGAGCACUUUAGAGAACCGAUUGAAGUUAAUUUGAUUGGCCUCAUAAACGUUACGUUAAAUAUGCUGCCCUUGGUGAAGAAAGCCAAAGGGAGAAUAGUCAAUAUAAGCAGUGUUGGUGGUUGCAUAGCAAUAUGCUCAGGAGGCUACUGUCCAUCCAAAUUUGGGGUAGAGGCCUUCAGCGACAGUUUAAGACUAGACAUGAAAGCAUUUGGAGUGUCUGUGUCUUGUAUUGAACCUGGGCUCUUCAAAACUCCUCUCUCUGACAAAAUCAAUGUGUGGGAAAGAAAACAGGCUAUUUGGAAUGAGCUUCCUUCCGAUAUCAGAAAACAGUAUGGCGACGAUUAUCUAGCAAAGGAUGCAGAACAGAAAGAAAAACUGGUCAAACGGUUGCAGAACACGGAUCUCUUCCUGGUCGUAAAGUGCAUGGAGCAUGCUUUAAUGAGCAGAAAUCCACAGAUACGGUACAGCGCAGGCUGGGAUGCCAAACUUUUCUGGAUGCCCCUCUCCUACAUGCCAGCUGCUCUGCAAGACUACGUACUGAUGAAAAAUAAAGUUAAAUUGGCAGACCCAACGUCAGAGUGAUUUCCCUUCCUAUGUUUAUGUGCUUCCGUUGUAACCUCAACCGGUUGGAUCUUUAUCAGUCACUGUUUAACCACAUCCUUUUAAAAAGUCAUGAUUUAAAAGCAGCUCCAACUGAAAGAUCUCCAGAGCUGGGUUCAGAGGUGAACCAUCAUCUGGUGAUGAAGAUUAUAAUCAUUUUAAUACGAUUUCCUUAUCCCAAAAUUAAAAAAACCCAAUAAUCUUUGUUUCUCGAGAUGAAUCUAAGUGGCAUUGGAUUUGCAUUUGACUGAUCAAACAAACCAGCAGUUUACUAGAACGGAGCCAAAAUGAUAGUUUCCAAAUAGACUUCAGUCCUUACUAGAAUAUUUUGUUAAAAUCCUUUUUCUGCUUUGUUUCUGUAGUGUGUUGUUAAUAAAUAAAAGGUAGGCCACAUGGCUCAGCUAGACAGGGAGAAAUCCCUGGAGAUAGUAGCUGGUCAGUGUGUAUGCCCACUCCCAAACCAGGACUGUGUGACCUUGCCUUAAAGCAAGGCACUCUCACUCCCGGCAUAGCCAUCCCAUGAUGCAAUAAAAGGUAGGCGGUGAUUUGCAUAAGGCUGUGCUUGGCUUCAACAAAUACUGAGCAGACCAUUGCAAACAUGCCGAACCAUCCAGUGUCCCAAGCUACCAUGUUUAACAUGACAAUUAAAAGUGUGCUUUGAGGGCUGACAGGUAUGAUAGGGCAUUUGUAGAGAAUGUUUCCAUAUCCCCAAAAUAUGGCAUGUUUAGAAGAGCAACACGCUAUAGUAACUUUGGAAUGUAGCGAACUAAGUUUAAGGCAAAUUACUGUAGUAGCAAGCAAUGCAAAAACUCUAUUGUUCUCCUUGGAUCUUUUUGAUCUAGCAUCUCUUUGUCCUAACCAGGCCAUUUUCUAGUUUACUGUUGAGAAUUACAGUGUGUUGUGCACUUUUUAGCAGUUGUUAAUUUAUUGCACGGUUGAAACUAUAUUGUAGUGUAUUUUCAUAUUACAUUCUUUGUUUUUAUUCUAAGCUGCUUUGGAAACCACUUUGCAAAGAGUUGUUAUAUUUGUUGAAAGAAGUAGAUAUAAUUUUGCGAUGUAUGGUUGUAGAAGAAGUGUCAUAUGUUUUGUAGACUGUAGAAGAAGGGUUGUAUGUUUUUCAAGUGGUGCUAUGUUGCAUUUUACUUAUGUAUAGUUCCCUUUUUUAAAUGAAUGCUGGGACACUUAUAAAAUGAAUAUCUUGCUAAGUCACCAUGAUGUUUGAUGUUGAGCUUAUGUAUCUAUGGGACUCUACCACUAUGGGGAAAGUAGCCCUGUGCUUGUACAGUUAUUAAUAUUUAUACCUUGGUUCAGCUAGGGUAAAGCCACUGUAGACGUGUUGUUCCAAUGGCCAGUAAUCCUUUGUUCCAUUUGAUAUAGGCAUUGUAGUCUUUAGUAAACGUCAGGGUGUUUGUCUGCUGCACCUGUUACACCUUCCUCUGGGAGAAAGCUAUUAAACCCAUCAAAGUCAGUAUACAAUACAAAGUGCCUUAUUAAGGAAUCCCAAACUGAGGACAUGUUGAAUUCCUGUUUCAUCCAUUCAUUCAAUGUCCUCUUAAUAUGAAAAAAUAAGGUUAGUUCCCACAGACUCAUUAAGAAAUAUGAUUGAACGUAACUCAUCUCACAAUCCAUUGAAAUUAUUUCACACAUGAAACACGUCUCAAAGAUGUGUUUUGAGACUUCUUUUAUCAGCAACUGGUCAAUUGGAGGUGUGCCAGUGAUUCCCAUGCAGUCUUUUGCAGGCGUAAGCUUAUUUUAACUCUUACUGCAGGACCCAAGUACCAUUUUCCCAGAUUUCAAAAUGUUUGAUUUAGUUGAUUAGUUAUAAAGGUAGAUUCCUUCAUUGUUUCCAAUGCCUGACUUCUGUGUUCUUUCCGA
Sphaerodactylus townsendi is the source of this 3028-nucleotide messenger RNA. It is a transcript of the gene DHRS9, whose product is annotated as dehydrogenase/reductase 9. The record is from RefSeq and is a predicted model, not a curated record. The transcript is spliced from 5 exons. Bases 143 to 1135 code for a protein of 330 amino acids. NCBI's taxonomy places the organism in Eukaryota, Metazoa, Chordata, Lepidosauria, Squamata, Sphaerodactylidae.